AUGUCUUCUGAGAAACAACGAAUCGUCGUUUUUGGAAGUAUUGUUCAAGAUCUUGUCAGCUACACCGAUCGUUUCCCCCGUCCGGGAGAGUCUGUUCGUGGGAAUGUUUUCAAAUCAGGGUCCGGUGGAAAAGGAGCAAAUCAAGCAGUAGCUGCCGCCCGUCUUGGAGCAAAUGUGGCAUUGAUUGGAAUGGUUGGAGAAGAUAUGUUUGGAGACACGAAUAUUAAGGACUUGACUCAAAAUGGAGUUGAUACGAGUUGUGUUGGAAAGACCAAUAAGACACAUACAGCUACUGCGACUAUUACUGUCAAUAAAGAAGCUGAAAAUAGUAUUGUCGUAACAUUGGGAGCAAACUUGGAAUUGUCACCAGAAGUUGCUGAUGCUAAUUCGUCAACAAUUUCCAAUUCGAAAAUGGUUAUGUGUCAGGGAGAAAUUGACGAAAAAGGAAAUAGACGAGCAUUUGAAAUUGCUAGGAAACAUGGAGUUACGACUUUUUUGAAUCCAGCACCGGGAGAUGCUAAAAUGGAUAAGACGAUUCUGGAACUAGUCGAUGUGAUUUGCACAAACGAAAAUGAGGCUGAAUUCAUCACCGGAAUUCCUCAAAACAAUGUAGAUGAUGCGAAGAAAGCAGCCCGUGCAAUGGUUGAAAUGGGUCCACAACAUGCUAUAAUUACGCUGGGAGCUAAAGGAGUUCUUCUUGCAUCCAAAGGAAAGGAUGAUAUUGAGCAUAUUUCGGUGGAUAAAGUAGAAGCUAUUGAUACAACGGGAGCUGGAGAUUGUUUCUGUGGGACACUGGCUGCUCACUUGGUUGCUGGUCAUUCAAUGACUUCCUCUAUUCGCUCAGCUGCAAAUAUCGCUGCUCUUUCGGUCACUCGUCAUGGAACUCAAUCAAGCUACUGGAAGCUUGACGAAAUUCGUGAAAAAUAUCCAAAGUUUUUGCCAUGA
Messenger RNA from Caenorhabditis remanei, 945 nucleotides. RefSeq lists its product as uncharacterized. The transcript is spliced from 6 exons. Gene Ontology annotation, biological process: D-ribose metabolic process. The coding region runs from base 1 to 945 and encodes 314 amino acids. NCBI's taxonomy places the organism in Eukaryota, Metazoa, Nematoda, Chromadorea, Rhabditida, Rhabditidae. The record is from RefSeq and is a predicted model, not a curated record. Gene Ontology annotation, molecular function: ribokinase activity.